AUGUCUCAACCAACACAACAGGAAUCUAACGACAUAUUACCAACCCAAUGCGAUGGCACUGCUGCCUUCCCCCAAGUAUCACCCAUCCCAGAAGAGCCACGCACACCGAGCGACGAAACCUCACUACCAUCCAGCCGUCCAGGACAUGUAUCCUUCACGACAGACAGACUAGGCUCGCUCAGUCGUGCUGCGACGGAUCGGGUGUUUCCUAUUCGCAGCGUCGUUAGUGUCGACCCUACUCCAACCCCGAAGCCGACUUCCCAAGGCGACUAUUUUCACCCCUUCUCACGGACAAACGAUGCCCGUCUGUCAUCCGAUACCCGUCGUGGCUCUCAGGGCUCAAUUACCUCACAGUCGUCCCAAGCCUCGCAACGCGCCCGCAAUCGCCCCAGUGCACCUGCAGCUCCAAUGGCAGACCCGGGUUCGGCUACAGCAUCAGCUUCAAACGCUCCUCAGGCUGAUGGGAAGCCAAGUCAAGAAGGCGAGACUUCCAGAAAGGCCCAACCGUUGCUAGCCACGCAGCUGUUCAAUGACCUGGCCUCGACUACGUCGGGGGGGAGUGUUGCUCCGGGAGAUAGUCGGUCACCGUCGCUGAGAGUUGACCACGCUGUAUCUGCUGGCGCUGCUUCGGUAAGCAGCCUGGACCUGGGCGGCUUGGUGACACAUCGCUUCAAGCAUGUCACGACUGAAGGGGGUCAUAUGGUCAUAACAGGGCGCGACGGAGACACAUUACAGCGCUGCGAGGAUGAGCCCAUACACCUUCCUGGUGCGGUGCAAGGUUUUGGCCUUCUAGUUGCGCUGCAGGAUGACCCAGCAGGAAGCGGCGGCCUGCUUGUUCGGAUCGUGAGUGAGAACUCCAAGAGAAUCAUAGGACGCACGCCCAAAGAGCUGUUUGCUCUUGAAAGCUUCACAGAUAUCCUCUCGGAAGAGCAAGCAGACAACCUUCUCGAUCACAUCGAUUUCAUUAAAGACGAGGACUCGGAUAUUACUGCCAACGGCCCUGAGGUCUUCACCAUGUCCAUCAAGGUAGCAGGAUAUUCUCGGACUCGCAAAUUGUGGUGUGCUAUACACAUUAGCGACGCUAAUCCUGGGCUCAUCAUAUGCGAAUUCGAGCUUGAAGACGACCCGCAGUAUCCACUGGUACCUCCUAAUGAUCAUACGCCUGAUCUUCCAGAAGAUACCAUGUCCAGCAAUCCUACCGCAGAGGAAUUAUUAGAGAGCACCGAAAUCAAAAGCAAGCCUCUCAGGGUUUUGAGAAGUGCACGGAAGAGGAAAGGCGAGGCUGCGGCAAUGGAGGUGUUCAAUAUCAUGUCGCAGGUGCAAGAACAGCUUGCUGCAGCACCGACCCUAGACAAGUUUCUCAAAGUGCUGGUAGGCGUCGUGAAGGAACUGACGGGCUUUCACCGUGUAAUGAUUUACCAGUUUGACCAAAGCUUCAACGGCCGGGUGGUAACCGAACUCGUGGAUCCUCGAGCGACCAAAGAUCUUUACAAAGGACUAAACUUUCCUGCAUCCGACAUUCCCAAGCAGGCUAGAGACCUAUACAAACUCAACAAGGUUCGCAUGCUCUACGAUCGUGAUCAAACAACGGCUCGGCUCGUGUGCCGUACAGCCGAAGAUCUCGAGCAUCCACUCGACCUUACCCACUCUUAUCUCCGCGCAAUGUCCACAAUACACCUCAAGUACCUUGCGAAUAUGGCUGUGAGGUCAUCCAUGUCGAUAUCCGUUACUGCUUUCAACGAUCUCUGGGGCCUGGUCGCUUGCCAUUCGUACGGGCCUCGAGGCAUGAGGGUGUCUUUUCCCAUUCGGAAGAUGUGUCGCAUGGUUGGCGAUUCAGCAUCUAGGAACAUUGAAAGAAUAUCGUAUGCAUCUCGAUUGCAGGCUCGAAAGCUCAUCAAUACUGUUCCCACUGAGGCGAACCCGUCUGGAUACAUUAUCGCCUCAUCUGACGAUUUGUUGAAGCUUUUCGAUGCAGACUUUGGCCUUCUUUCGAUUCGAGACGAGACAAAGAUCCUUGGUCAACUAGAAAGUCCCCAAGAAGCUCUCGCCAUGUUGGAAUACCUACGUAUGAGAAAGAUACAGUCGGUCAUAACUUCGACGGACGUUACCCAAGAUUUCCCGGACCUACGCUAUCCACCCGGCUUUCAUGUAGUAGCCGGCAUGCUUUUAGUGCCAUUGUCUGUUGGCGGUGAGGACUUCAUUGUGUUUUUCAGGAAGGGUCAAUUGAGAGAGGUAAAAUGGGCCGGUAAUCCAUAUGAGAAAUUCAUCAAAGAAGGCACAGCAGGCUACCUGGAACCGCGGACGAGCUUCAAGACAUGGUCCGAAACGGUAGUUGGAAAAUGUCGCGAAUGGGCAGAAGAAGAAAUCGAGACAGCUUCGGUGCUGUGCUUAGUCUACGGCAAGUUUAUCGAAGUCUGGAGGCAGAAAGAGGCUGCUUUACAAAACAGCCAAUUAACACGGUUGCUACUCGCAAACUCCGCACACGAGGUUCGAACACCACUGAACGCGAUCAUUAAUUACCUCGAGAUCGCCUUGGAGGGCUCAUUGGAUCAGGAAACACGUGAAAAUCUAGGGAGAUCUCAUUCGGCAUCAAAGUCCCUUAUCUACGUUAUCAACGAUCUUUUAGACUUGACCAAAACGGAAGAGGGUGGGCCUUUGGUCAAGGGCGAGUCAUUCGACCUGUGUGCUACCAUCAAGGAAGCUACGGACAUGUUUCGAAAUGAUGCGAAACGGAAGAAUAUCGGAUACGAGGUUAUUGAGCACCCUGGGCUACCAAAGCUUUGUAUUGGAGACCAGCGCCGCGUAAGACAAGCCGUCUCGAACAUCACCGCCAAUGCUAUACAGAAUACGAGUCAGGGAAGCGUCAAAGUCGAAGUAUAUGUAGCCGAACGGGUGGGGCAAGACCAUGUUGAUGUGGAAGUGGCAGUCUCGGAUACAGGUGUCGGCAUGAACACCAAGAAACUAGACCAGCUAUUUUAUGAUCUCGAGCAAAUUCAGUCGGAGCCCUCGUCGUUGCUAGAAGACGCCCUCUUACCAGAUGCCACAAAAGUAGCGGAGCAGGGAGACAAGGCUACACUAGGCCUAGGCCUAGCCUUGGUAGCACGCAUAAUCAAAAAUAUGAACGGGCAGCUUAGGCUUCGGUCUGAAGAAGGCAAAGGCUCUAGAUUCGUAAUACAGUUUCCAUUUGACCUUCCAGACUCUGAGGCAGAAGAUGCACCGCCUACGGUCAGCUCGCCAGUACCGUCACAACCAGUCACACCUCUCCUUGGACCGACAGACGGCGAACGCACCUUGAUCGCACCGACUUUGACACGCAAUGCAUCUGAAACGAUCCAGCAUGCUGAUAAGGGUAUUGCUAGGAGAUCGAGCGCAGAGAGCUUGACUGGCAAGUCGAGUCUUCGGAGUUUCAUGAGUGGUUCAAGUCAGAGAAGCGAUGUCGAUCGACUCAUCGACGCCAUCCAAGAGCCGCACCCAAUCGGCAGACAAGCAACAGGCGAUGGAAGUCCAAGUGCGCGUUCUUGGAGGCCUCCCAUGACCAAACGCCACAGCCUAGAGUCAUCCCGCCAGAGGUCCAAGAGUCUCGAACCAGCAGGCGGACCAGUUGUGAUCCCACCGCAUCAGAGAAGCCUAGACACGAAAAUACCUGGUGAACGCCCUAUUGUAUCCUCUGGCGUGCCCCUCAAAGCUGUCAAAGUUCCCGGCGAUGCCGGCUCGCCGGUGGAAACUAGCCCGAAGAUUGGGGGGAUAUUGGGCGAAGUGCAUGAUGACGUUGCCCAACUAGAGCCGAGUCCUCCGGAGAAUUUGACUGCGGAGCACUUGCGUGUUCUUGUUGCUGAAGAUGACCCGGUGAACAGUAGGAUCGUUAAGAAACGGCUGGAGAAAGUGGAACACGAAGUCUAUCUGACCGUGAAUGGUGAGGAGUGCGCAUCCGCGUUUUGUGACCAACCAAGCGCCUUUGAUGUUGUCCUGAUGGAUAUGCAAAUGCCAAUCGUGGAUGGUCUCACAUCAACCAAGAUGAUCCGAUCAUUUGAAAAAACCCACACGGAAAUCUACUCACCACGGGCGGCCCUCUGCGGCCGCAUUCCAAUCAUAGCCGUCUCUGCUUCCCUAGUUGAGCGGAACCGCAAGGACUACAUUGAGGCCGGCUUCGACGCAUGGAUCCUGAAGCCUAUUUCAUUCGACCGACUGAAAAGCCUCAUGGCGGCCAUUGUUGACACCAGCAUCCGGGAAGAGUGUCUGUACCAGCCGGGCCAGUGGGAAAAAGGAGGGUGGUUCCACCGAGGCCAAAAGAGCUCGCAGGAGGCGUCAACCAAGCCUUCCGGCGAGACAACGAUGUCCUAUCUCACGCAGCAAACAGAGGAACCUGCACAAGCGGACCAUGAUGCAGCUGGCGAAGGCAAUAAAGAAGGUACCACGGCUGAGGAGAAGGCUGGAGAGGAGGAAGAAGACCAGACAACGCCGACUUGA
Molecule: messenger RNA, 4467 nt
Organism: Cucurbitaria berberidis CBS 394.84
Lineage: Eukaryota; Fungi; Ascomycota; Dothideomycetes; Pleosporales; Cucurbitariaceae
Exons: 2
Coding region: 1-4467 (1488 amino acids)
Biological process (GO): phosphorelay signal transduction system; regulation of DNA-templated transcription; detection of visible light
Molecular function (GO): protein binding; phosphorelay sensor kinase activity
Source: RefSeq, a predicted model, not a curated record